AUUCAUUAAGCUCCCCCCUAUUAGCAUAUCAACAUAUUUCAAUUGGUCUACUGUCCAGCAGUGAAUCCUACCCAUUUAUUAUUCCCUACCAGAAUUGGUUCUGUGUCUCGGGCAGUCCUGGCCUCUUUGAAUGAAAGAAAAUUAUAAUAGCUCAAGUCACGACCGCAACCUUGCUACACAACAUGUCCAACCAAUCGUCAUCACAACUGCCUUCCAUCCCGCCCUCCUCCCAACCUCCACCUGCAUCACAAGACCCUCAGCCACCUUCCUCGUCCUGCGCGCCAACGGGAGAACCAGCGGCAGCACCGCCCGCUUCGUCAUCCGAGACCCCUGUCGUGCCCAAGCAAGAGGAGCCCGAUACCCAAGACAGUUCCAUAGAUCCCACGAUCGAGCAGGACAUCGAACUGGAUCCCGCGAAAAAGAUGGCGAACAAUGAAAAUGGCGAUGACGCUGGUCCCUUAAAUCCUGCCCAAGAGGCCGCCUCCGCUGAUGCGCUAGCGGCCGCAGCUGCGCCGUCGAAGAAAGAGACCAGUCUCCGUGAAUUCUUGGGGAAGAUGGACGAAUAUGCGCCGAUCAUCCCCGACGCCGUAACAGCACACUACCUGACCCUAGCCGGCCUCCCACCACCAGGAAACGGCCCCAACCAAACCCCCCCACACCUCGCCCGACUCCUUGCCCUCGCGACCCAGAAAUUCGUCGCCGACAUCGCAGCCGACUCAUACCAGUACGCGCGCAUCCGCGCGUCGAACAGCUCAUCCGCGAGCAACCCCAUGGGCAGUCUGAACGCCGCCUCGGGUCUCGGCAUGCCCGCGGGCGCAGCGGGCGCCGCAGCAGGUGCCGCCGCGGGUCCCUCGGGGGCAGACGCCAAGGGCAAGGCGGGCGCGCAUCUCGGUAUCCAGCGCCCUGGCUUCGGUGGCGGCGGGUCGGGCGGGUCUGGACAGGGGCGGACGGUGCUCACCAUGGAAGAUCUGGGGAUGGCAGUUUCCGAGUACGGUGUCAGCGUGAAGAGAGGCGAGUUCUACCGGUAGAGGAUAUGCUAUCACCGCGUUGUGUGGCUUGUCCUUUCUUUUCAUUGCUUUCUUUCUUCCAUUUUACAUUUUGUUCUUCUCUCUCGGCGGAUAGCGGAGGUGAAGAUGGAGAUACCCCGUCUUGGAGGAUAUAUUUUACGCUGCGGGUUGAUUUAUUGAUUGAUCGGUGUGGGUCUGGCUUGGGUUUUCUCACUGGCGUA
Messenger RNA from Aspergillus candidus, 1228 nucleotides. Its product is annotated as putative TFIID and and SAGA complex TAF10 subunit. The record is from RefSeq and is a predicted model, not a curated record. Gene Ontology annotation, biological process: transcription initiation at RNA polymerase II promoter. The transcript is spliced from 2 exons. Gene Ontology annotation, cellular component: transcription factor TFIID complex; nucleus; SAGA complex. Gene Ontology annotation, molecular function: RNA polymerase II general transcription initiation factor activity; promoter-specific chromatin binding. Bases 183 to 1028 code for a protein of 281 amino acids. NCBI's taxonomy places the organism in Eukaryota, Fungi, Ascomycota, Eurotiomycetes, Eurotiales, Aspergillaceae.